Parnassius mnemosyne (clouded apollo) is the source of this 4172-nucleotide messenger RNA. Lineage: Eukaryota; Metazoa; Arthropoda; Insecta; Lepidoptera; Papilionidae. The record is from the annotation of a GenBank genome assembly.
AACUGUUUAGGGUCAGCCAAUCAUUCAGGAACAAGAUUUCGUGGUGAUGAAGAACAAUAAUAACUAAGCAAGAUAAUUAGAGCAACGAGAUUUUCUCAGCAAUUUGCUCAGUAAAUUUUUAUGGCGCUCAAUCUGAUGAACUUGUCUUAAACUUCAUAGCACCUGUUUACUGUAUCGUUAAUCAUAAAAGGUAUAAAAGCCGAACAAUCGGUGAAGAAAGGCAGUCUCGCUUCAGUUCGCGAAUUGGAAGUAUCUCCUAAAGGCCUUAUCCCGGGGCCGCACUGCCCCGGGAUCCUGCAAGCCUCCACCUACAUGUGAAGUCUUCGGCGAAGCCUUCUUCAAGCGCGGAGCCGCACCACUCCGGAAUCCUACAAACCUCCAUCUACCUCGGAAGUCGUCGGCAGUCUACUUCAAGCGCGGGGGCCACACUACUCCGGGCGCUACGACUGCUUACUCCAGGCGCCGAGUGCACCUACCGCCGGCGCUACCUUUGGGCGCUGCAACUGCUGGCUCUAAGCGUUGAGCGCCCCUUCUCCAGGCGCUACGUGCGCCGGCUCCGGACGCUGCGUGUGCUGGCUCCAGGCGCUGCGCGCCGUCGCUGCUAAGAAACCUACCUCUACAAGCGCAACCGGCGUGUGCUGGCUUCAGGCGCUGCGUGCCGUCGCUGCUAAGAAACCUACCUCUACAAUCGCAACGUGUGUCGCUUCGACUUUUAGGCUCCACUACAACUCUAUAUUCCCCUAUUCUCCUACCUUUAUUUUUUUUUUCGUAAUCUAAUUGUACUCUCACUUCAUCCAUCAUCAUCCUCAUUUCAUUUUUUUUUAUAAAAUUGUAAAUACCUUUUAAAAAUUUAAAUAUAUUGUUUUCUGGCUCUACUUUUGUUGUUUUGUUGUACUUAGGUUAGGUUCUAUUUCUAUAUUUUUUUAAUUGUCGCUUCACGACAAACUAUUACGGCAAUUUACUGAUGAAAUAAAUAAUUAUCUAGAUAAUAAAAUGCAUGUUUUAGUAAUAUUUGUUGAUUUUAGUAAAGCAUUCGAUCUAUUGAAUUUUGACACAUUAUACAAUAAGCUAUCAUGCUGCGGCAUUCAAGGACCAUUCUUAGAACUUCUUAAAAGUUAUCAUCAUAAUCGUUAUACCACUGUCAAAAUAUGUAACCAGACAAGUGAUAUGUUCGUGACUGACCGGGGUACAGCACAGGGUUCGAUACUGGGCCCGACUGAGUACUUGCUAUUUGUAAAUGAUAUGGUUAAUGCAAUAACUAAGGGUUCUAUAUAUCAAUUUGCCGAUGACACCUGUAUCGUUAUUGCCGAUCGUAGUAUGGAUGUAGCACAAACUGAAAUGCAGGCAAGUUAUGACAUGCUAUGCAAGUGGGCACAUGAUGUCGGCCUAGUGGUUAACGCUCAAAAAACAAAACUUGUUCAUAUACACUCAUCUCACAACAAAAUUACCACUGCACCGACUAUCAUUUUCCAUGGCCAUGAAUGUCUCCACGGAAUGUUUCAACACUGUACUUGUCAACCCAUUGAAAAUGCCAAAAAUCACAUGUAUAUUGGUCUGAUUAUUGAUGAACGAUUUUGCUGGAGAGCGCAUAAAGAUCACGUGUGUGCAAAACUUCGCUCUGUGUUAAGUAAACUUUAUGUUUUAAAAUUUAAGCUACCAUAUAAUAUACUUAGAUUACUAUGGCUCUAGCAGAUUCUGUUAUAAAUUAUGGACUUAGCAGUUAUGGAAGAACUUAUGUAACGUACAUACAUGAAAUUUACACACUACAACGCAAAAUGCUUAGAUUGAUAGUACCUAAGCACAUUAAAAAUAAGUAUAUAGAUAAUGACCGGGGUCUUUUUAAUUAUUGAAAUAUCAUAAAUGUUUUCGAUAAAGUUAAAUUUAAUAUACUGACUGAAGUAAAUGAUUCAGAAUACCUAGUUCUUAGAAAACGACCUGUAAAUUUACGAAAUAUAGCUUAUAAAUCCAACAUGUAUGUACUUCCGAAAACUAAAAAUUUCUAUGGAGCAAGAAAGUUGGCGCAUCUUGUACCUACUUUUAUUAAUGCCUUGCCACUAGAAUUACAAAACACAUACGGUAAAUCAAAACUGUUUAAAAGUAAACUCAAAUCAUAUUUGAUAAAUCAAUCAUACUUAUUGUAGUAAGUACUUCAUACUGGAUUAUUGUGAUUUCAUAUUAAUACAUCUUUGUUUUUAUAAGACGACUCUCUAGUGUAGAUAAACCCCUAGUGGUUUAUAUGCUAGUAUUGUACUGGAUAAUGUAACAUAAUUAUGCUUAAUAAAUUAAAAAAAAAAUCUUAUUAUUAUAUAUAUAUUCCGGGUCGAUGGUACAAAUGGACGUGCCUCAAGGCUCAAUUCUCGGCCCCUUUCUAUUUCUUGUAUACAUUAAUGACUUACCUUACAUAGUAGGAGAUAACCAUGAUAUAGUAUUAUUUCCAGAUGACACUUCUUUAAUUUUCAAAUUAAGUCGACAAUUGCUAAAAUAUGACGAAGUAAAUAAUGCUAUAUCUAAAUUAGUAAAUUGGUUCAAUGUUAAUAAUUUUCAUUUAAAUGGCACUAAAACGAAAUGUAUAAAAUUAAUGACUCCAAAUGUCAAGCAAUUAAAUACUAAUGUAAUUUUAAAUGGGGAGAAACUGAGUCUUGUAGAUACCACCAUUUUUCUUGGAAUCAAACAACGCGAAGCUUCAAUGGAGCCCCCAUAUAUCAAAACUAGCAAGCAGACUUAGUUCUGCAGCAUAUGGCGUAAAAAAGAUUAGAAGUCUAACUAGUGUUGAAACAGCUAGACUAGUUUAUUUUAGCUAUUUCCAUAGCAUAAUGUCGUAUGGUAUUUUGCUAUGGGGAUACUGAAAUUAUAUUUGUUUUACAGAAGAGGGCCAUAAGAGCAAUUUAUGAUUUAAAUCCUAAAGAGUCGCUGCGACAAAAAUUUUAGGAAAUUAAUAUAUUAACUUUGGCCUCUCAAUACAUUUAUGAAUAUGUAAUGUACGUACACAAAAAUAAAAGUAGUUUUACAAAAACAAGUGAUAUUCAUUCUGUAAAUACUAGGAACAGACACAAGCUAGUAGUACCAGUUACUCGACUCCAUCGAGUCAGUAAUUCAUUCUUGGGGCGAUGUAUACGCUUUUACAACAAAAUUCCAGAAAUUAUACAAAUUUUGACCUGCUCAAAGUUCAAAAACUUUAUUAAACUAAGUUUGCAUAUAAAGGGUUAUUAUAAUAUUAAAGAAUUUAUAGAUGAUAAUAACCCCUGGGAAUGAGGUGAUCGCUACCAAGCUAUUUCUAAUUUGUGGUGUUGUUAAUUUAUGUAACAUACAUGAUUGUAAGCUGAUAUUUAAAAAAGAAGUCCCGCUGGGUUUAUUGCUGGUUCUUCCCAGGACAGAGGUAUUUUUUUCGAACCAGUGGUAACUAUACAAAAGAGUGACUUUCAAUAAGUAUUAUUUAUAAUCUAUAUUGAAUAAAAAAGUUUCUGUUUCUGUUUCUGUUUCUAUUUUAGAUUAUAUUUGUUUGUCAAUAGUAAGAGAUUAUAUUUUUAUUGUACCUGCUAAACUAAUUAUGAAAAUUAAUUGACAGAUAGAAAUAAUAGAAUAGGUAUUUUAUUCGAUACUAGCUGUUGCGCGCGACUUCGUCCGCAUGGAAUUUAUUACCAUUGGAUUUCACGGGUUUUAAUUUUUUCGCGCGGAACCCCUAAUCUAUUUCUAAAAUAAAAGUUACCUAGGUUUGUCCUUGUAGUAUCAGCUAUCUGGCAGUGAAAGUCCCGUCAAAAUCGGUUUCGCAGAUUAGCUGGAAUAAACAGACAGACAGACAGACAACAUUUUUAAAAUUGUUUUUGUUAUAAUUAUGCAUUUAGUUAAAAGCUGUUAUUGUGACACAAACAGACACUUCAAUUUUAUUUACUUGUAUAUAUAGUGAACUUACAAAGAUACCUUUUGUAAGUAAUUUAUGCCUUUACCACUGAUUAGGAAAAAAUCCCUGGCCUGGAAGGUUUAGGAAGGACAGAGUAUUUAUAAGCAAGAAAACUAGGGGAUUUAAAAAAAAUUAUAAUAACUGUUGUACGAUUAUAAAGAAAAUAUAAUUAUUAUCAAUUAUGAAUUCUUUAAAACUAUGAUACCUGCCUAAACUUGUUUGAAUACAUUUUGUUUAUAAAAGUUGUGAAAAAUAACCAUCUAAGACCCGAGUG